CCACAGUAUUGGUCAGCAUCUACCUUUAGAUGAAAGAUGUACAAUAAGUUUCUGGGUAACUACAUGAUCAGUUUCACUACUUUGUUCUCCGGCAGGUUGUGUGUGACAACACACCCCGCGAGUACUUUCAUCUACCAAGACCAAAUAAAGAAAAGCAUAGACCAGCCUCCUAUCUGUGGAAAAUUCACAUGUCAGUCUCAGAGAGCAAGAAAGCAUCACACCACUGUGGGACACAAUGAAAACCAUCUACAUGAUCUACGCAGCUCUGGCAGCAACAUCUCUGGCAAAUGGUCCUUUUCAAUGCAUUUUUCUAAGAUCCGCUGAAAUUCAUCAGUGUUUUGGAGCAGUAGGACAACCACUGAUCUUUUAUCUGUCAAACAAAACAAAUGUGGACAUUAGGUUGUUAAAGGAUGGUAAACACAGGAUUCUAAAGAUGGAGAAAAAUGGGAAGGUGAUAAUUGAAGAGGAACAUGCAAAUGAUUAUGAAAUCAUCUACAACGGAGCAUAUAAAAUAAGUAACGCCUCUAAAAGACAUGCUGGAGAUUACAUGCUGGAAGAAUAUGGAUCUGAUGGUAAAAUCUUAAGAAAAGUGAUUGUGCAUCUAAAAAUACAAGCUCCAGUGUCAAAACCAGCUGUGUCUCAGACGUGUUUGUCACAUGAACUUAUGGAAAUCACCUGCUCUACUAAGGGAGAUGAAGCAGAGUUGAUUUUGACAUUGGAUGAUAAGUCUGUUGUUCAAACCAGAGACCAUAGUCAGUCCCGGAUCAACUGCACAGCUAAAGAAUGCAGUGUUGCAAAUGUUUCCAUCGACUUGUACGGGCAGCUAGCUGGAAAAAUCAUGUGCCAAGUUCAGAACAAUGUCAGCAAAGAUGAAACAGUGAUAUACCUGGCACCCUGCAAAGGUCUUCAUGCUGUCAAAGUGGCUGUGAUAGCUGGUGUUGCAACUCUCUAUCUCUUUGCGGCCUUGGGUCUUGUCCUACUUGAAGUUUGUAAAAAACCAAGACCCACAACAGUUAAUGAAGGUAACGGUGAAAACAAGAUUAUCUACUCAAAUGUUUGGUGAUGAGAAAAGCUGGACCCAAUAAACACAGCAGGAAUAGAUAACUUUUCCACAACAAUAUUUCUGCUCACAUGUUUUUACUUUUCAGUAAUGAGGGAUUGUUGUAUCUAUGGCUUGUGAAUGUCAUGCACAUUGUGACUACCUGUACAAGUUUUCUAUGUGAUGUAAUUAGGAUUAGCAGAUUUUUUUCCUUCCUUCUGAAAACAGCAUUAAAAAGCAUUAUGAUUUCAUGUGCUUGCUUUAAAAAAAAAAAAAAAAGAGAAGCUCUCUUGGGAUUUAAUUUCUGUUGCUAAAAGCUUGUAAUUCCUUGCAAAGAAAACUGUUAAUGUUAUUUACAUGUUUUUGCUUUUCUUUUAUAAAUAUUGGCAA
Molecule: messenger RNA, 1429 nt
Organism: Melanotaenia boesemani (Boeseman's rainbowfish)
Lineage: Eukaryota; Metazoa; Chordata; Actinopteri; Atheriniformes; Melanotaeniidae
Product: T-cell surface antigen CD2-like
Exons: 6
Coding region: 236-1063 (275 amino acids)
Source: RefSeq, a predicted model, not a curated record